This is a messenger RNA of Annulohypoxylon truncatum, 2528 nucleotides long. Its product is annotated as carotenoid oxygenase. Gene Ontology annotation, biological process: carotene catabolic process. The coding region runs from base 672 to 2381 and encodes 569 amino acids. Gene Ontology annotation, molecular function: carotenoid dioxygenase activity. NCBI's taxonomy places the organism in Eukaryota, Fungi, Ascomycota, Sordariomycetes, Xylariales, Hypoxylaceae. The record is from RefSeq and is a predicted model, not a curated record. The transcript has a single exon.
AGCGAACUUCUCCAUCAUGAUAUGAUUUGAAUUUGGAUGGCGGCUUUGGUACUAUCUCCUAGUUCCCGAACUAGCCGGUUACAAAGCUCAUGAUAUCAUUCAUUUAUUUUACGGCCACAGCUCUAUUCCUACCUUGCCUCUGUAGUUGCAUCAUUGUUCACGUGCCCAAUGGAUGACGAAAGUCGGAGAGGCUGGGUGAUACCUGUGGCGUCUAGGAAGUGAAGCAGAAAGCUUCUUACUCUUCUUUUUAACAGGUAUCUCAUACCGUUUGCUAAAUUAUUCCUGCCUGUUAUUAUAUGUUCAUAAUCCAUAGAAGCUGUUCCGUUUACCUCAAUAGUUGACCAAGAAAGUGAAUCCGGAAUGUAUCUGAACGAGUCUUUCGUUCAUAUCGACCAGCUACAUAUAAGUUGCUUGAAAUGGAAGAACGAUUCCGAGAACCGCACCCGUAAGUGCAUGUGCAAAGCUCCUAGAUAUCCCCAGUGCUUAUCGACAUACACAGGUAUCUAUCUGGGAAUUUCGCGCCCAUCAAUAAGACUCGACAGCUUACACGAUGUACUCACGUCGGGCAUAUUCCAGAAGACCUCGCCGGGGGCCAAUACGUCCGUAACGGCGGAAACCCAAUCACAAACGAUGACCUAGGGAGAGAUGCGCACUGGUUUGACGGCGACGGUAUGCUUACUGGAGUUCUCUUCCGACGCGGAGAUAAAAGCGAAAUCAUCGAGCCGGAGUUUGCCAAUCAGUAUAUCCUGACUGACGUGUAUUUGAAUGCCAAGGAUAACGGUAACUUGAGCCGGCCUCUACUACCUAGUAUUGCGACACUAGUGGGUGUUUCGUUGAUUGCUAUGGUUGCGGCGGUUCUUAGAACGCUGGCACUCGUGUUUCUUUCGAUUCUUCCGGGGUCUAGAAAAGCCGUCAAGAAGAUCAGCGUCGCCAAUACUGGCGUGCUAUAUCACGAUGGCAGAGCUUUGGCGACAUGCGAAAGCGGUCCGCCGAUAAGGUUCCAGCUUCCCGGACUGGAGACCGUGGGCUGGUAUAACGGUCGAAGAGCGGAGAAUGAAUGUGGUCGGGAUAAUAAAGCGGGCUUCGGUGGGAAUGGCCUAAUGGGAUUCAUGAAGGAAUGGACAACGGGUCACCCACGUGUUGACCCUAUCACGAAAGAGCUUAUUUCAUUUCAUGCCGUAUUCGUCAGGCCAUUUGUUAAUUAUUCGAUAGUCCCACCGGCUAGCUCGUCGGCAAAGGGAACGGAGGAGAGCAUUCGUGGCCCAACGCUCGAUAUUCCGAUCCCGGGUGUGAGCUCGCCAAAGAUGAUGCAUGACUUUGGAGUCUCAGCCCACCAUACCGUAAUAAUGGACCUUCCCUUAUCCCUAGAUCCUACGAACAGCAUCAGGGGAUUGCCUGUCGUUUCGUACGAUCCUACAGAACGAUCGCGCUACGGAGUCUUUCCUCGAUACGAGCCGGAGAAAAUCCAAUGGUUUACGACGAACCCGUGCGUCAUCUUUCACACGGCCAAUUGCUGGGAGACUACGUCGAUGGAGCUGGAAGCUGAGACAUGCAUCCACCUUCUCGCUUGUCGUCUCACCUCGGCGUCGAUUGUGUAUAGUGCCGGCGCGCUCGUGCCUCCCACGCCUAAACCAGCGCCUCCAGAAUACGUCGAGGAGGAACAGUGCCGGCUUUAUUACUACAGCUUCCCGCUAGUCAGAGAGGGGUCGGAUGAGACGCCGACCAUCCGUAAUCAGUGGGCUCUAUCAGCCAUCCCCUUCGAAUUUCCCACCAUGUCGUCGUCUCACGCCAUGAGAGCGGCUAAAUAUAUAUAUGGCUGUAGUACAGGUACAACGUAUUCUGCGGCACUUGGGAAAGCAACUAAAAUCAGCCACCUUGCCAAGAUAGACACUGCGACGCUGAUAGCUCGUGGCGUUACCCACCCACCGCAACAAAUCAAGGGUUGCGUCGAUGCGCGGGAUCUUGACGAGGUAAUGCGGAGCACCGAUGAUAACGAUCCAAUAAGGUUGUUCAAGAUGCCCGAAGGGUGGUUUGCCCAGGAACCACGGUUCGUGCCACGGGCUCAAGCGGAAACCGAGGAUGAUGGGUGGUUACUCACUUACGUUUUCGACGAGUCUCAGUUAAAUGAAGAUGGCGAAUGCGGCGAUGACGCUAUUAGCGAGCUUUGGAUCAUUGAUGCGAGAAAUAUGAGAGAAAUCGUGGCAAGAGUUAAGCUGCCUCAACGAGUACCCUACGGUCUACACGGCGCGUGGUUUUCGGAAGACGAAAUCGCUGGGCAGAGGCCGUUUGCUUCUUUGAGACGGGAAAUACCGACGGCAGAGACUGACACGUCGAACUACAUACCGAUCAUGAGGGAUAUGGCGGAGAAGUGGAUUGGGUGAUUAAAGGAGUUUUGUGUGUAUCGUGACUCGUGAAGUCUGAUUUGGUAUUUUGGAUAUACCCUAGGCGUUGUAAAGAAAGAUGAAAAGCGCAAAAUGAUACUUCAGGGGUAAAUGUGACCAUAGAACUCUAAGCCAUUAAUAUUUGCC